CUCCGUAAAAUCCAAUGUUUUGAUUCUCCAAAAAUGCCGGGAAAAAGAGCAAGAAGGAAGUUGACCAAGAAGAAUCAGAGGAAGCGGCGUCGUCAAAAACAAGCCAAAGAACGCGAUAAACUGGAGGAGGAGGCGGAAAGCCAGAGACUUUUGCAGCCGGAGUACCAGAAAUGGGUGCAAAAACAGCGGGAAAUGGAGGAAUUCCAGCGCCUGGCCGAGGAACGGGAGCUCCAGGAUGCGGAGGAGUUGUGGCUGCGACGAGAGGCCAUCGCCCAGAGACAGUUCCGGAUGGACGAGGCCAAGCGCCGCCAGGAGCAGGAGGAAGUGGAGCGUUUGCAGCGGGAACAGGCCAAAGAACGGGCGGAGCGGCAGGAAAUCCAAAGGAAACAGCGCGAGGAGGAGAUCAGGAAGUCUGCCAAGGCUGCGGCCGAGUUCGAUGCCAUGAUGGAGAGCAUGAAUGAGUACCUGAACAACCCGCGUCUCGAGAAGCCGCCCAGUCACCUGCUACGGGUGAUGGAAACCCAUCCAGAGGAGCGGCCCUGCGAGUUCUUCAGCCGCACCAAUUGCUGCCGUUACGGCCACGCCUGCACCUUCAACCACCGACGACCCAUGCUGGCCCGGAUCCUACUCAUCCGGCACUUCUUCAACCACUCCAUGCUGCAGGAAAAACCGCCGCACAAGGAAUACGCCUCCGCGGAGGAGCACUUGGAACUGACCGAGCAGGAUCUGCGCAGCGACUACGAUGAGUUCUUUGAUGAUGCCGUCGAGGAGCUGGAGAAGUUUGGCACCAUCGUCAACUUUCGAACGGUGCGGAAUACGCUGGAACACCUCAGGGGUCAUGUCUUUGUGGAGUACACAAGUGAACGAUCCGCUCUUCGCGCUUUUACCAACCUCCAAGGUCGCUACUACGCUUCCAAACGCCUGAACGUGGAGUUCUCCAAUCUGAAGACCUGGCGUGGCGCAGUCUGCGGUUUGUCCUUAACACGUAAAUGUCCCAAAGGUAACGGCUGUGGCUAUCUGCACUUGUUUCGCAAUCCGAACAACCUGUUCAACACCAAUCUGGAGUACACAACGACUCCAAAAGGGGAACGACCCGCUAGCCAAACUCCAAAGGCCAAAACGCCCAGUUGGGAUGAUCAUAACGAGCAUGGCAGAAACUGGCGCUGGUCAGAAAGCCCUGAGGUGGAGCUGGAAAACCACAAUAACUUGGGCAACAGCAUUAAGAACUCUAACAACAGACAAGUUCUCAAAAAUUCCAAGUCAAGAAGGGAUAGAGAUUCAAGACGAUCAAAUCGUAGCGAAGCUUCUAAAAGAAAUCGCAGCUCUUCAGAAUCAUCCCAAGACGAUCACAGAUCAAAUAGGCGUCACCAAUAA
Messenger RNA from Drosophila takahashii, 1374 nucleotides. Its product is annotated as U2 small nuclear ribonucleoprotein auxiliary factor 35 kDa subunit-related protein 2. Gene Ontology annotation, biological process: mRNA splicing, via spliceosome. Gene Ontology annotation, cellular component: spliceosomal complex; U2AF complex. Lineage: Eukaryota; Metazoa; Arthropoda; Insecta; Diptera; Drosophilidae. The record is from RefSeq and is a predicted model, not a curated record. Gene Ontology annotation, molecular function: metal ion binding; pre-mRNA 3'-splice site binding.